Molecule: messenger RNA, 792 nt
Organism: Gongylonema pulchrum
Lineage: Eukaryota; Metazoa; Nematoda; Chromadorea; Rhabditida; Gongylonematidae
Source: the annotation of a GenBank genome assembly
AUGUCAGCAGGCACUCGCAGAGCAACAGCAUUGACAAAGGCUAGUCUCAAGAAGUAUUUAGAACUAAAGAACUUUUCGUUAGAUCUGCCUCCAUCAACAGAAGAUGAAGAAGCAUUUUAUGAAGAUGCAAAAGCUGAUGAAGCUGAAUAUGACUCAAUGCUCAAAGGUGUGAAUGGCGGCCUCAUCUGGGUCUUGGAUCGCGCAAAGGAAACGCUCUCAUUUCUCGGAGGUUUUACGGUGGCAAAUCCACAGGAUGAUAAGAAAAUCGAAGCUACAGUUUUCUUUGAUUCGGGAUGCCAGCGCUCAUUCAUAACAGAAGAGUUGGCAGAGCAACUUAAACUAAUCAGCACUGUGCGCAAGCCUAUUUCGAUAGCAGCAUUUGCAGAAACGCAAUCGAAAGUUUACAAUUCGAGAGAGGUUAAAGUUAAUCUUGUAUUAAAAAAUGGCUUCCAAAAUACAAUAACAGCGUGCACUAUGCAGUUUUUGACGCAAGAAUUGUUGAUAGCACACAAAAGGGAUAGAGAAGGUCAACAGCUGAAACAAAAUCCAGAUGUUAUUCAGGCAGCGAUCGUUUGUAAGAAGCCACAAAUUGUAGUAAAUCUGGACUGCUACUUCAUUUUUGUAAAGGGGCGUCGCACAAUACUGAACUCCGGAUUUCAAUUUAUUGAUUCAGCCGUAGGAUGGAUGAUAGCUGGAAAAGGUGCAAUAAAUAACAUUACUACGAAAACAAAAAAAGCACUCGUUAGAACCGCCAUCAUCGUCAGCACAGUGCUGGCCGAACAGCGGAUGUAG